ACAGAGGCCAAAAAAGGGUUCAUAACUGAUUAUCACGCACGCACACACUUACACAUGCGCGCGUAUUCCUGGACAACAACAACGACAAACGCUUCACCAUCCUCAUCACGCUUCACCAUCCAACACGACUCCACCCAGGCUCGAAUCUCCUGUCAUACACACACACACACACACACUUUGCAUUCUCAUACAUUCUGUAUACUCACGCCUAAGUCCAAUCAUUACAUCCUUUACAUUCCAAUUAGUUCACCUCGUUCUAAUGACCGUCAUUGCCACCCUCUGUCUCAAGAGCACAGGCCAGACCCUACAGCUUGCCCAGGAUACUACACUAUUCAUCGGCCGCGGGUCCUUUGCGGGUGUCACCUCGACUCACAUCAGCCGCAAACAAGUUCAAGUCAUCUCAAAAGCAGACGUGGUCACUGUCACUCGACUUGGCAUCAACCGUUCAAUGCUCGACGGUAAAGAACUCCCAAAGGACACGCCAGUGCCGCUCCACAGCGACAACAUCCUCACCCUGCUAGAGCACGAGUAUCCGAUUGCCAUUCAAAUACUGCUAGCUGAACCAUUCUCAAAAGACAUCAAGGACAUGGAAGAGCAUACCAACAACACAAAUCAUAAGCGGCCACUGGAACAACAAGAGCCAGAAUUCAUAAGCACAAAAGCACUGAAGACGGGCCCUGUCAGUUUUAUCCGCAAUAAUCCUCCCCUUGCAUACAACUCACAUCAUCAACAGCAUCUUCGGAUAGUCAGUUGCCCGCGCUCUACUGACAGAUCUGAUGCGGUAACUGCUGCUGUGAAGGAUGAAGCCAAUUUGAGUGUUAUUUCAAUUCAUUCGCGUCAAGGAUCGGACCCCCUGGAACAUGAAGACAAUAUGUCUGAGGCUACAUCCGAUUCCGAGAACUACGAUGCAGUCCAGGACCAGCACAGCAGUAGCGACAUAUCCGCUGAAUCCAGCAUCAUAUGCUCCGAUCUCUCCGACCUAAAUGGUGCCGAGGACGUGAAGGAAGCUGAAGAGGUUAAUUGCCUCAGCAUUGGUGGUGACUACCAUCCCAGCUUUGAGAAAACUGCUCUUCAGUUGGACUAACCAGCAUCAACACGGAGCUCACAUUUCAUACUUGCUAAUAAAGUAUAGCA
Molecule: messenger RNA, 1134 nt
Organism: Gamsiella multidivaricata
Lineage: Eukaryota; Fungi; Mortierellomycota; Mortierellomycetes; Mortierellales; Mortierellaceae
Exons: 3
Coding region: 260-1084 (274 amino acids)
Molecular function (GO): protein binding
Source: RefSeq, a predicted model, not a curated record